This is a messenger RNA of Paramecium primaurelia, 697 nucleotides long. The record is from the annotation of a GenBank genome assembly. Lineage: Eukaryota; Ciliophora; Oligohymenophorea; Peniculida; Parameciidae.
AUGAAGAGAAAACUUUAGAAAUUGUCAUUGUUUAAAGAAAUAGAUGAAUUUAAUCAAUUGGAUAGUGAUGGGCAUUAGAGUGAUGAUUCUUCUACGUCUGAUGACUUUUUAAAUUCUACUUUCGAAGCAUAUGGUAAUAAAUUUAAUUAUUAGACUUAGAGUCUCAAAUAUUUAUAAGUAGUAAUUAAACACCUAUUCAUUCUGAAUAAUUACAAUUCAUUUAAGGAGUAUUUGAUAAAUCAGAAGAAAGUGAAUAAUCUUUUUAAUUCAAUAUUACUAAUGUAUUAAAUUAAACUUAUUAUAGAUUGAAGGAGAUAACAGAACUACUUUAAUGAUGAGAAAUAUUCCUUAAAAUUAUACAAAAGAGAUGUUAAUGAUAGAAAUUGAUUCAAAAUUUAAAAAUAAAUUUGAUUAUUUCAAUUUACCAUUUGAUGGAUUUGUUAAUCCUGGUUAUGCAUUUAUCAAUCUCAAAUCAAAGUCAUAUCUUAAAGACUUUUACAAUUAUUUUAAUGGCAGAAAAUGGAAAAGUAAUCCAUAAAAUAAAGUAACCAAAUUGAAUUAUAAUAUUUAGCCUUGUUAUUUAAAAUAUGCCAAAAUAUAACAUAAGAAAUAUAAAUAAAUAAAUCCAUAAAUAUAUUUACAACAAACAAGUGUUAUCAAACUUAUUUAAAGUUAAAAAUUAUAAUGCAGUUUGUGA